Messenger RNA from Peromyscus californicus insignis, 3168 nucleotides. Its product is annotated as non-structural maintenance of chromosomes element 3 homolog. Gene Ontology annotation, cellular component: nucleus. Lineage: Eukaryota; Metazoa; Chordata; Mammalia; Rodentia; Cricetidae. Gene Ontology annotation, biological process: negative regulation of transcription by RNA polymerase II. Bases 619 to 1479 code for a protein of 286 amino acids. The record is from RefSeq and is a predicted model, not a curated record. The transcript has 2 exons.
AAGGGAAAAGAGUCCAGAUGUGACGGAUGGUUCAUGCCAGUCAACCCAAACACUCCAGAGGAUUGGACAGACAGCCAGUUUGGCUCAGACUGCCAAGCCUGAUGACCUGAGUUCAAUCCCCCAAACCACUUGGUGGAAGGAGGAAACUGACUCCUUCCAAGUUGUCCUCUGACUGCCACAUGUUGCCCCCAUACAUAAAUAAGUGAAUGUAAAUUUUUAAAAUAGUUUUUAAAUCAAAACAAACAGAAAAACCAAGCCUUAACAGUAGCUACUUGCUAGCCUGUGCAGGGCCUUGGGUCCAUCCCCGGCAUUGCAACACAAAGGAGAAAGGCACACCAGGACGCAAACUGUAAAAUAUGAUCAAGUUAGUUUAGUGAGAUAAUGUGUCAGGAUGGUAGUUCUUUAGCAAGGCAAUAUUCUGAGAAUGCAAGGUGCUCAGCAUUUGAAACCAGCCAAUGAGAUCCAGCACAAAUCCAACUAGGAAGCUUGGUUUGUCGUUGCGCCCCACCCCCACCCCGGCAGCCCCUGCCCCCCCACCCCUCGCGGGGGCCCUGUGCAAACGACCCCCAGUUGCCCGGUGCUGCCGGUUACAGGAGCGUCUCUCCGCUGCCUGGUCAUAUGUUGCAAAAACCAAGAAGCAGGAACCGCCCUGGUGCCCAGCCCAGGAGCGGCCGCCACUGUGGCCCAGGUGUCCCUGGGGAGGUCCCGAGUGGGCACGCACGCCCAGACACCUCGCAGGGUACCGCAGGCACCUUGUCAACGACCUUCCGCAGGGCCCAGGCCACCCCAGCCCCGGAAAUCCGGACUCAGAAGCAGCUGGAGUUGAAGGUGGCAGAGCUGGUGCAGUUCUUGCUGAUUAAGGACCAGAGGAAGAUCCCCAUCAAGCGGAAUGGUAUCCUGAAGCACAUCAUCCGAGACUACAAGGAUAUCUUCCCGGACCUGCUCAAGCUGGCUGCUGAGCAGCUCCACUACGUGUUUGGGUACAAGCUGGUAGAACUCGAACCCAAGAGCAACUCCUACAUCCUCGUCAACGCCCUGGAGCCGGUGGAGGAGGAUGCUGAGGUGAGAGGCAACCAGGGAACGCCCACCACCGGCCUCCUGAUGAUUAUUUUAGGGCUCAUCUUUAUGAAUGGCCACAGCAUCCCAGAAAACGAAGUCUGGGAUUUUCUACGUCGUUUGGGUGUGUAUCCCACCAAGAAGCAUUCAGUUUUCGGAGAUCCGAAGAAACUCAUUACUGAAGACUUCGUGAGACAGCGCUACCUGGUGUCCAGAAGGAUACCUCACACAGAUCCUGUGGACUGUGAGCUCCAGUGGGGUCCACGAGCAAAUCUGGAAAUCAGUAAGAUGAAAGUUCUUAAAUUUGUGGCCAAAGUCCACAAGCAAGAUCCCAAGGAAUGGCCCACACAGUACUGUGAGGCUUUGGUGGACGAACAGAGCAGGGUCAGACAGGAACCCAGUGGUCCAGCCCCGACUUCUUGAAAUAAAUGCUUGGGAUUCCCAAGCAUGAGCCAGAAGAAUAGGGAACAUGGGGUGGAAGGAGCAUAUUUCCACAACUAUUAAAAAGUAUUAUCUUUAAGAUGUGUUUCAGUUUAUUUUUUCUUUUAGAAUUGUGAUAUUCUAUGAUACUGUGCCUGUGCUGGGCGAUGGUGGCACACACCUUUAAUCCCAGCACUCGGGUGGCAGAGGCAGGCAGAUCUCCGAGUUCAAGGCCAGCCUGGUCUACAGAGUGAGUUCCAGGGCAGCUAGGGCUACACAGAGAAGCCCUCUCUCGAGAAAAAGAAAAAAAAGAAAUGUGUUGUUUUCCAUUUACAGAUAUUAUUGUAUGUGCAUGGUGCGUGUAAAUGCAUAUGUGUGCCAUGCACGUGUAGAGGUCACAGGACAAUUUAUGGAGGCCAGUGCUCACCUUCCACAGUGUGGGAUGUGGGAAUCUGAGCAGGCUUGGUGGCAAGCACCCAUACCCCUUGAGCCAGGUUACCUGCUGAUAUUUGGUUGGGUGUUUUGUCUUGAGACCCGGUUUCCUUGUGAAGCUCUGGUUGUCCUGGAACUCAUUCUAGACCAGGCUGGUCUCAAACUCAGAGAUCCGCCUGCCUCUGCCAAAGGAGUGCUGGGAUUAAAGGCCUGUGUUACACCCCCUGGCAGGGUUUUUUAUCUUUAGUUGUUAUUUUUAAACAGGGUCUCAUAUAACCCAGGUUGAUCUCAAACUCCUGAUCUUCCCCCUCUUGAAAGCUGCGGAGUCAGGCAUGGUGGUCACACACCUCUAAUCUCAGCACCCUGGAGGCAAUGGUGGGAAAAUUAACUAGGGUUGGAAGCUAGCCUGAGGUACAUAGUUUCAGGCCAGCCUGGGCUACAUAGCAAUACCCUGUCUCACAAAACUAAGUACUAAUAUUAAUAAACCAUUUUAUUUUAAGUAUUUUUAAAUUCUAUGUGUGUGGGUAUAUGCAUAUGAAAUCAGGUACCCUCAGAGGCCAGAAGAAGAUGUUGGGUCCCCUGCAGCUGGAGUUACAGAUAGUUGUUAGCUGCCUGACAUGGGUGUGUGAACCCCAGUUCUCAUUAUUUUUAAUUUUAUUUGAUGUGUAUGGGUGUUUUAUUACAUGUAUAUCUGUGCACAGUGUUCACAUCUGGUGCAGAAGACAUAGGAUUUCCUGGGACUGCUGUUACAGAUUAUUUUAAAAUGCCAUAUGGGUGCAGGGGAUUGAACUCCAGAGCAGUAGUAGUGCUCUUAACUGCUGAGUCAUCUCAUGAACCCCAAAAUAAAAAAAAUUUUUUUUUAAAGAUUUAUUUAUUUAUUAUGUGUACAGUGUUCUGUCUGCACAUAUCCCUGCAGGCCAGAAGAGGGCACCAGAUCUCGACACAGAUGGUUGUGAGCCACCUUGUGGUUGCUGGGAAUUGAACUCAGGACCUCUGGAAGAGCAAGCAGUGCUCUUAACCUCUGAGCCAUCUCUCCAGCCCCCCCAAAAUAAAAAUUUUAAUGCAGAGUAACAGGAAAAUCCACAAAAUUAUCCUGAGAGAGAAAUUUAAUAAAAAUCAGCAGGCAUCUAAGGAGCAUCAUUAAUAUGACAAAAGCCUUCCUCCGUGCCGGUGGAUCUGCAGGGAGACAGCUCCUUACAGGUGGAGAUUUCUGAUGCAGUGAGUGAGCGGGACAAAGUGAAGUUCACUGUUCAAACCAAG